This is a messenger RNA of Egretta garzetta (little egret), 864 nucleotides long. RefSeq names its product nodal growth differentiation factor (gene NODAL). The record is from RefSeq and is a predicted model, not a curated record. Gene Ontology annotation, molecular function: growth factor activity; cytokine activity; type I activin receptor binding. Lineage: Eukaryota; Metazoa; Chordata; Aves; Pelecaniformes; Ardeidae. Gene Ontology annotation, biological process: BMP signaling pathway; SMAD protein signal transduction. Gene Ontology annotation, cellular component: extracellular region.
CAGAAUGGCUCCCGCUGGGCACUCUCCUUCGACAUGUCCUCCCUCUCCAGCAGCCAGGAGGUGAGUCUGGCCGAGCUCCGCGUCCGCCUGCCCGGCCUCCCCCCAGCCCGCGACAUCUCCCUGGACAUCUACCACAGCCAGCGGCGGAGGUGCCGGGGUGGUGGGACCUGCGCCCACCAGCUCCUCCUCGGCAGCGCGGCCCAAGCCGUGGCCCCUGGGCACCACGGUCCCAUGGGAAGGGAGCAGUGGGAGGCGAGUGGGUUGGCCACCCUGGCCACUGCCAUGACACACUCGCCCUCUUGGAGCGACACUAGCCACAGGGAGCCAGCCCUGCCCCAGGACGUGACGGACAGAGUCCUGCUGCUCGUCUUCUCCAGGGACAAGACUCCAGGAGACCACAGCCUCAUCAGGACAGCAGAGACCUCCAAGCACGUCAUGCGUGACAGCAGCUCCCAGGGUGUGGGGACCCGCCGGCAUCGCAGGAACAGGAAGGAGAAGCAAAGGAUCAAAGUGAGCGACGCUGCUGCCGCCGCCCCAGGGGAGGAGGGCAGGUCCUUGUGCAGGAGGGUGGACAUGAUGGUGGAUUUUGAGCAGACCGGCGGGGGCAGCUGGAUCGUCUACCCCAAAAAGUACAACGCCUACCGGUGCGAGGGGCAGUGCCCAUCGCCCGUGGACGAGACCUUCAAGCCCACCAACCACGCCUACAUACAGAGUUUGCUGCAGCUCUACAAGCCCAACCAGGUGCCCUGCCCCGCCUGCUCCCCGGUCAGGAUGAGUCCCCUCUCCAUGCUCUACUACGAGAAGGGCGAAAUUGUCGUCCGCCACCACGAGGACAUGAUCAUCGAGGAGUGCGGCUGCAACUGA